Adineta ricciae is the source of this 4731-nucleotide messenger RNA. The record is from the annotation of a GenBank genome assembly. NCBI's taxonomy places the organism in Eukaryota, Metazoa, Rotifera, Eurotatoria, Adinetida, Adinetidae.
AUGGGUGCAUCAAUGAAGACCAUGGAAAAGGAAAAAGGUAUGCGAACAGCUUCAAGAGCGAAUCAUUUUUUACCUUUCGUUUUUGAAGUGAAAGCCAGUGAAUGGAAAGCAGAUGUAAAAAGCGUAGCCGGAGGCAAUAGAUGUGGCGAGAAAUUGAACCAACUUCACCGACCCAACGGACUUUUUAUCGAUAAAAGUCAAAAUAUUUUCAUUGCGGAUCGUUUAAAUCAUCGAAUAAUGAAAUGGGAACCGAGUGCUAAUGAAGGAGAAAUUGUUGCAGGCCGAACUGGAAAAGCAAACAGAAUGAAUCAGUUGAAUGAACCAACAGACGUGCUUGUUGAUGAACAAGACAAUUCGUUGAUCAUCGCUGAUCGAGGGAACAGAAGAGUGAUUCGAUGGUGGAGUCAAAACCACCAAGAAAUUCUCAUCAACGAUAUCCAAUGUUCGAGCUUAACAAGAGAUAAAGAUAACUUUCUUUAUGUUUGUGAUGAUGAGAGACAUGAAGUAAAAAGAUGGACAAUCGGAGAUACACAAGGGAAAGUGGUUGGUGGUGGAAAUGGACGUGGAAAUCAACUUAAUCAAUUCGAUCAUCCUCAUUUUAUCUUCGUUGAUGAUGAACAAUCGAUUUAUAUUUCAGAUCUUUGGAAUCAUCGUGUAAUGAAAUGGAGAAAAGAUGCACACGAAGGAGUUAUUGUUGCUGGUGGAAAUGGAAGUGGAGAUAGUCUAAGUCAAUUAAAUUGUCCUACAGGAGUCAUUGUUGAUGAUUUCGGCCAAGUUUACGUUGCAGAUUAUGCAAAUCAACGGAUAAUGCGUUGGAGAGAACGAGACCAACAAGGCGAAAUAAUUAUUGGUGGAGAUGCUUGGGGAGAGAAAUUCAUUCAACUGUCUGGUCCUUCUGGUAUAUCAUUCGAUAUUGAAGGAAAUCUUUAUGUUGUCGAUAGUGAAAAUCACCAAGUCCAACGGUUCGAUUCAGUUUUACCAAAACGCAGCAUUACUCGUCGUUUGUUGAAAGAUUUAGUCAAAUCAAAACUAACAAUUAUUUGUCUCAAUAUCCCACUCAGUUCUACGUAUUUCACAGAUAUGGAAUAUUAUGAGAAUGAUUACAGAUUUCUCUGCGAUCUUUCAAACAUCAAACAGAAACAAAUACGUCUUAUUUUACCAAUAUCCACAGCCAAAGAUCUUGUACCACUGAUUCAUAACUAUCAUUUUGUUGAAUUCUUCUACAUUUUAAGUUCUUCAACGGUAAAUAACGAUGAACAAAGUUGGAUUGGUCAGUAUCCAAAAAUCUUCGGUAUAUUCGAUUCAAAAAAUGAAAUAGUGAAAGCUAUCCACGAAAGUGAUAGUACUUAUUUCUCUGCAAGUUUGUUUAGUGAAGGAGAUCUCGUCUAUUCAUUAUAUACACAAACUAUAUCUGCGAAGCACAAUGAUUGUUUCGCUACGAUUAAGAACACUCUGAAUGAUGUUUACAUGAAAUUUAUCUUAUGCUCUGAUUAUACCACAGAUCAAUUACCAUUGAUUACACAAUUUAACAACAGUCAAUAUGAUUUUCUUAGUUUUCAACUGAUGCUCGAAAUCCUAUACGAUUUACCAUCUCUUUCGAAUCCUGCUGAUAAAGACAUGAUAUCUUGCAGUCAAUCAUGCACAGAAUAUCAUAAACUAUUUGAUACAAUUGCAAGAAAUAUUCAAGAUCAUACGUUGACAGAUUUGAUAGACGAUUCAAGAGACAUUUCCGCUUCUUUCUUUACUUUCAUUGAGCAUUUAUACAAACACGGAUUAUCUAUGGAAAGAAUUUUACCAUCGCAUCAAUUACUCGCCAAUAUUCGAGAUGCUAUUAAUCAUUUAGAACCGUGUACUUCUCCAUCUACAGUUUAUUGUGUACAAAUUAUCAAAAGCGAUCAAACCAAUUUAUUUGAAAAUCAAAACCAUUCAACGCUUAUCACUUUCCAUUCUCAUCUUCUUGCAUCGAAAAACGUUCUAACCACUCGUACAAUUGCUCGUGAAAUGAAGAAAAAAGAAUAUCAAAGUAUAAUUUUGGAAAUUUACGUUCCAAAAAAAUACGCCCAUGCAGUACAUUAUAUCGAUACUGAUCGUGUCGUAUUCCAUUUAGGAUCGAUGUUCCAAAUACAUUCGACUGAAUUGUCAUUCGAUGGGAUUUUACAUAUAAAAUUAAACUAUAUUUUAUAUCGAAAUGAUUUCCUCAAAGAACAGAUUUAUUUUCAAACGCAACAAAACUUCACAUGGUUCACUUUUGGAAUUUAUCUUUCGAUUUUAAAGAAAUACGACGAUGCUCUUGUUUAUUAUCAAUAUGUAUUAGAUCAUGUUAAUUUAGAUAGCUCAAAUCAAGCAUCAAUCUAUAAUAAUAUGACAAUUAUCAGUACUUUUGGACGAUCGAAAGCGGAGUCUCUUUCUUUCUCUCAUCAAGCACUUGAUUUAAUACGAUCAUCGGAAAAUAAGGACGUGGAAUCAAUAAAUCAUAACGUACCGGUUUCUGAUCUAGAGAAAUAUAUAUCUCCAUUGAUCAUGAAUAUCGAAACCUACGACGAACCAACACUCUUUGAUUCCAAGAGAGCUCUCAGCGAAUAUUUUACCGGAGUUUGGUUUUGUGAUCAUCAAACAGAAAUACCCGAAGACACGAACACUGAGCUGAACAGACAAUUACGAGAGUUAUUUACAAGUUUUUACAUUAUUGAUAAUAUCUUUGAAUUAUUCGAUUAUGUCCAAAACGAAGAUCGAGCAACAUUAUUAUGUUUAAUUGUUAGUAGCAAAUGUGGAGAAUAUCUUAUCGAUCAAAUUAGAAGAUAUAAUAAAAAAUGUCAAUUCAUUUACCGGUUCGAGUAUGAACUCAAUGAUUUGCAUUAUCAAACUCCAAUAUUCACAAAUAUAAGUACACUUUUUGAGAAAAUAUCUACAAAUAUUCAGCAAUUUAAUAGAAAUCAUUCGAUCUCAACUAGAGAUGAACUUCGUCCAAAUGAUACUCUUGGUAACCAAAGGCUCAGAGAUCCAUUUCCUGGAUUGUCUAUUUACAAUUUCUCAAUAAAACAAAAUCCAAUUAAAUUUUUUAGCGAAGAUUCAUUGAAAUUUCUCCUUUUCCAAACUCUUACCGAUAUUAUUUGUGAAAUGAACCAGGAUCAAGCAUCUUUCAAUGAUUUGAUAUGCGAAUGUCGAAGUUUUUAUCAUAACAAUCCUUCCAUGUGGUCUCACAUCGAAGAUUUCAAAGUUAACUAUAAGUCUUCCAGCCAAGCAAUUUUCUAUUACACACAAAGUCAGUUCUUGUAUCGUACUUUAAGUCGAGCAUAUCGCAGUGAAAAUAUUGAAAAUGUUUAUCAAUGUAGAAAAUUCAUUGCAGAUUUACAUCGUAAUUUAGAAGAAUAUCAGAGAACUAAGAAAAAAUCUGUACAAUUCAAGACUCUAUAUCGUGGAUCCAGAUUGCCUCGUUCUAUUAUUCAGCAGCUGAUUGACCAUCGAGAUCAUCUUAUUUCUAUCAAUGGAUUCGUUUCAACAACAACUGGCCGUGAAGUAGCACAGUUCUUUUCAGGUGACGAUGAAACAGAAAAUAGUAGAGUUAGUGUUGUUUAUGAGAUGAGUAUUGAUCAAAAUUUCAAUCGAAUAUUCGCAAAUAUCAGAGAGAAAAGUCAUUUUGGAGAUGAAGAUGAGGUUCUUAUGGCAACUGGUACGGUUUGGAAAACCAAGUCAGUCGUAAGGCAAAAUAAUAGUUGGAUUAUUACAUUACAAUCUUGUGACAAAAUGGAUUCAAAGUUACGAGAAAUCAAACGUUCCCUUAUUCAUGGAUCCAGUCUUCUUUCACUUGCUGAUAUUCUAAGAAGGCAAGGUGAUUUGGUCGAAGCUGAACGAUUUUAUAAACGAACGCUUAACGACGAUUCCGUUGAAGAAAAGAAGAAAGGUUUUGUCUAUAGUGGACUAGGAAUGAUUUAUCUUCAACGUGAACAAAUUGAUGAUGCUGUCAAAUAUCUUCAAAUGGCGCUUCCGUUGCUUGAGCAACAAUCAGAUCAAAUUUUUAAUGCCUCGUCAUCAGUGUACUUGUUCUCGUCAGACGAACCAACAACACGAAUUCAAGUCCUUCAUAGUAUCGGAUUGGCUUAUCAAAAGAAGCGAGAAUAUGAUCAAGCUUUUGAGUGGUAUAAGAAAGCGCUCAAAGAAACAAAAGGAACUUCCAAUACUUACGAAAAAGCAGUAGUUUGCUACAACAUAGGUCUUUUAUUCAUUACUCAAGGUCGAUAUUAUGAUGCGUAUCAGUAUUACAAACAGGCAGUAGAACUAACUCCGGGUCACCCAAAGAGGAGAACAUUUCAAAAUGCGUUAGACAAUGUCGAAAAGUAUCUCAUCGAACAGAAGUCAAAAAUUUCUAACGCAGCUACUCGGCAACAAUGGAUCAACAACGGACAUCGCUCUACAAAAUCCGAUGUUACUGGUACAGUCCGGCAAUACGUUACUGUUUUGGGAUCAAAAGUGUCAUCUUUCUUAUCACACACCUGGAUCAAGCGUGGACAAGCAAAACAUUUCCAAUUUCUCAGAGCCAAUGUUUCGACCAAGACGAUUCUUGCUCAAGUCGACUACAGUGAGAAUUUCGCAAUCGGAUUUCAAGAUGAAAUUCAAAGCGCUCAUUNAAUUCUAGUAUCAUCAAGCAUUCGACGACACGGUGAGCGAUAUGUUUCUUUUCCUCUUUAUUUCCUUCGAGCGGGCAUGCAAUUGUCCGCACCAUAUGGUGCAUAA